Ostrea edulis (European flat oyster) is the source of this 8063-nucleotide messenger RNA. Its product is annotated as glutamate receptor-interacting protein 1-like. NCBI's taxonomy places the organism in Eukaryota, Metazoa, Mollusca, Bivalvia, Ostreida, Ostreidae. Gene Ontology annotation, biological process: neurotransmitter receptor transport, endosome to postsynaptic membrane. The record is from RefSeq and is a predicted model, not a curated record. Gene Ontology annotation, molecular function: protein binding. The transcript is spliced from 19 exons. The coding region runs from base 605 to 3424 and encodes 939 amino acids.
AGGUAAAUAAAAAAAUUCAUGGACUGGAAUUAAUCUUGUCGGGUAAAUAAAAAAGUAAUGGACUGGAAUUAAUCGUGUCAGGUAACAAAAGAAUUGAUGGACUGGGAUUAAUCAUGUCAGGUAAAUGAGAGAAUUAGUGGACUGGGAUUAAUUGUGUCAGGUAAAUAAAAAAAUUAAUGGACUGGAAUUAAUCGUGUCAGGUAACAAAAGAAUUCAUGGACUGGGAUUAAUCGUGUCAGGUAAAUGAGAGAAUUAGUGGACUGGGAUUAAUCGUGUCAGGUAAAUGAAAGAAUUAGUGGACUGGGAUUAAUCAUGUCAGGUAAAUGAAAGAAUUAGUGGACUGGGAUUAAUCUUGUCAGGUAAAUGAAAGAAUUAAUGGACUGGGAUUAAUCAUGUCAGGUAAAUGAAAGAAUUAAUGGACUGGGAUUAAUCAUGUCAGGUAAAUGAAAGAAUUAGUGGACUGGGAUUAAUCGUGUCAGGGGGAACAGAUAAAGAAAAUAGGGCUCACAUAUCCAGUUUCAGACCAGGAGGAGUCGCGCACAGAUCGGAUGCUCUGCUGGAAGGGGAUUACAUUGUGUCAGUGAAUGGGAUAAAAACACGAGACAUGAAACAUGACGAGGUAAUCAGCCUGCUUAAAAACACUGGAGAGCAGGUGCUUCUGGAGGUAGAAUAUCAGCUGCCUGAUACAGGUUUUUCCGACUCCUUUUCUGUGUGCUGUAAGCAAUACACCAUAAACUUACAAAGAGAGGGGAAGAGUUUUGGGUUCACUAUCAGGGGAGGCUACCAUGAACAGCAACACAAGACGCGGCCACUCAUAGUCACUCAAGUGCGACCGGGUGGACCAGCUGAUAGAGAGGGAUCUUUAAAGAUAGGGGACAGGAUAAUUGCCAUCAAUGAUUAUAAUGUGGCCCAUUUCUCGCUGGCUGAGGCUUCAGUGUUCCUGCAGCAGUGUGGGAGGGAGGUCAGUCUGCUUGUGGAAUAUGAUGUCUCUCUCAUGGAGGCAGUGAACAAUGCACAGGGUCCGCUGUUGAUUGAGAUUGACAAACUCCCUGGGAUGAAGCUAGGAUUACAUCUGACACAGACCACACACCAAGGCAGACCUUGUCUCUGUAUCGAUCUCAUUGAACCUAUGAGUAUCGCAGACAGGUGUGGAGCCCUACACAUUGGUGAUCACAUUACGUCAAUAGAUGGCACUAGCGUGGACCAGAUGUCUGUUGCAGAAGCCACCCGCCUGAUCGAGACCCACACUCAGGACACCAUUAAGCUGGAACUCCUCCCCCACAGACUGGUAGAGAGACAGCAAUCAAGGGAUUUCAUCAAGAAAAACGGACUUCUGAAGGCUCCAGGUUGCCUCCCCAGCAUGGCCCCUGCUUCAUCAGUCCCAGUUCUUCCAUCCUCUGCUUCCACCCCCUGUGGAUUUGGCAGCAGUAAUGCUCUAUCAUCUGCUCCAUUUGGAAACAGCAUGAUGAGGAUGUCGGGGAGAAGCAGACGUAUUCUGCACCGGAUUGACCCCAAACAAUCAUCUUGUAUGUCCAUUUCCUCAGCUGCGACCUCCGUUGUCAUUAGUAACCAGAUCUGUCAUGUGGACACAGUGGAGGUGUCUCUGUGUGGGGACCACAAAGGGAUUGGUCUGACAGUGGAAGGAGGCUCCCCAGAGGGGAUCACAGUAUAUUCUAUACAGUCUGGGAGUGUUGCCGAGAGAUGUGGUGUGAUCCAGGAGGGGGAUAGAGUGUUGGUUGUGAAUAAUAUUGACAUAAUCAACCAAUCGGCAGAGGAAGUUAAUCAGCUGAUUAGGGACCACAGACACAGAUGCGACCUCACUGUGGAAUUUGAUGUCGCAGAGUCUGUGAUGCCGAGUUCGGGGGUCUUCAUUGUCAAACUUCCAAAUCAUCCCAGAAACUUGGGUCUCACUAUCAAAACAAUUAGAGGAGAACUGAUCAUCACUUCAGUCAAGAAAGGCAGCGUGUCUUACAGGUGUGGUUCUGUGCAGACCGGUGACAGGUUACUGGCCGUCAGUGACAUCAGGACAGAUGGACUGACCAUUGAAGAUGUCAUGCAUCUCCUACAGACGCCUGAGGACAUACUAAAACUCAAACUGAGGCGGGAGGAACAUCCUAAUGAUGAGAGUUGUGAUGAGUCUGUUGUAUACACUGUGGAGCUUCACCGCCGUGGGGGACCGUUAGGGAUCACAAUAUCGGGGACUGACAGUCCAGGGGACCCCAUCAUCAUUUCUGACAUCAUCAAAGGAGGGCUGGCUGAAAAGACUGGGGCUAUACAUGUUGGAGAUCUGCUGUUGGCCAUCAAUGGAGAAAUGAUGAAAGGAAGGACUCUGACUGAAGCUACAGAUAUGUUACAGAGUGCUGAGGAUCUCGUGACACUGAAGAUAGCUAGACCCAUUGAAGCCAGUAGAUCAAAGCAAAGAAAAGGGGGCCAUUUUAGCGAUCGAUCGACAACACCUGCAGCCAGCAUAGACAGUGCAAUGGAAUCCUGGGAUAGCGAGUGCCAUGACACACAGCUUGGAGUCCCAGGCAAUGGUCACUGUGUACAACCAAUGGUCGUGUCCAAACCUCUUAGUCAGACCAACAAAUCAGGCAGAAGCCUUACAAGUGGUGGAUCAAACAAUUCCUAUGCAUUGUCAAGUAUGGACAGAAUAGAUGAUCUCAGUUCAGAUGAUGACCUUCAAAAUCAUAGUGUCAGUAGCCAUGGCAACCCUGAAAAUGAGGCUGUGGAAGAAUGGGUAAGAUCAUUCGAGGAUUAUGAGAACUCGGAAAUGUUAAAGCAGAUAGGUGCAAGUCUUCGAGAGAAAAGCACCUCUAGUCUAGACAGACGUGCACGACCAACCUCUUGUAGCAGAAUACACAGAAAACAGAUCUCACACAGCACUGCCAUCAAUAACAACAGUGAUAUGGAUCUGGACAAAGUGAUGGCACGUCCCAGAAAGUCCAGGAGUACUGUUAGGCCCAGCAAGUCAAACGCUGAGAUGUACCAGAAUCAUGUCAAAACCAUCUUUUCACCGACUCCCGUGCAAUUACAUAAGAUCACCUUAAUGCGGAGCACAGUGGUGGAAGAUUUUGGAUUUGGAUUGUCGGAUGGAAUGUACGAGAAAGGUGUAUAUAUAAGUGGGGUUAGGAAAGGAAGCAUUGCUGAUCUGUAUGGAAUUAAGCCAUUUGAUAGAGUGCUACAGGUUAAUGGUAAAAGAACGAAGGAUUUUGACUGUGCGCUGACAAUUCCACUAAUCACAGAGGCUGGAAACAGCCUACAUCUGAUCAUCAGUCGGAACCCGAUCUCAAAGUCCGCGAGCCUAGGAAACAGACGGUGUACUCGUACUCAGCCCUUCAGAGAUUAUCGUUCAUAUGACGAAGAAAAAACAUACGAAAAUUCCAGUGUGAUAUCAGCAAGUGUUCAUAGUCCCAAAACCGUUUGAUAUUAUCAAAGAUAUUCAGUGAUUUUUUUAUAAACUGCCUCUCUGAGAUUAUUGUUCAUAUAACAAAGAAAAUGUGAUGAAAGUUCCAAUGUGUUAUCAGUAGGUGUAUAUAGUCCCAAUAUUAUGAUGAUGUACAUGUACGUGAUCACUCCUUUUAGAUGAAAACACAAAUCUUUAGUAUUACAUGUACAGGUGUAAGUUUGAUAUAAGAGUGUCAAGGCCAACAGAAUUCAAACACUUUCAAUAUUGAACUAGCAACUGAUUUAUUUACAGUUGUAUGAUCUAAUUUGUUAUAUUUUUUAGAAAUACAAUUGCAAAAUGUUGGAGAAAUUAAUACAAUCUCUUCAGAAAAAGCUGUAAUGGAAUUUUUUUUUUUAAUACAUUUUUUCAAUGGAAUGAAAUGUCCAAGUAUUUGAAUUUGUAAAUGUAUUGGGCAGUCAUAUGCACAUUCAUUAUGCACCCAUUGUUUUUCCAUGUUUUUAUGUUGAUUUCACAGAUUGGUGUUCUCUACCCAUAUCUGCAAAAAUUUAUGAUGUCACAGCAUGUCUCUGUGGAAACUGAAAGACCAUGUCACAGUCUAGAGUCUAGGCAUGCGUGAAAAUAAUUCAUAUUCUUUCUGUCAUUUGCCUAUCAAUGAUAUCAUCGAAGCUUGUACUUCGAAUAUCUAGGAGAAGGGGUUAUAAAUUCAUUUAUAUCAAUACUAUAGUUACUGCAUCAAAAGAGUGGGACUAUGUCUACUUAACAAAAGUGGCCAAUCAGAUUUUGAAGCAAAGAUAUAAUGUAUGGUGUAAAAAAAGAAAAGAAAAAUGGCUUCAAAUCCAUGACAUACACAUUAUAUUACCUUUGUGUAGUUGUGAUACUAGGCUGUUGAACCAUUGGUUUUCCUUUAGUUUUGUCUUCUAACACAACUAAAUCCUGCUGGCAGUGCCAUUUAUAGUUUUUGGGGUUAUACAUGAGGUUAAUAUAUAGCGGGAUCUAAUUUAUGGUGAAAUCUUAGAAGUUGUGAGACAUAAAGAUGGACCUGUUGGAUGUAACAGUUAGAACGAUGGCAUCAAACAGAAAGGCUGUUCAUCUAUGGUUGGACAACUAUGGAUCACUGUAUAUUUUAACAAGCACUAACCUAACUCUUCUGAACAGUCUUGUCUGAUCUUUACAACUAAACAGUCUUGUCUGAUCUUUACAACUAAACAGUCUUGUCUGAUCUUUACAAUAUUGUUUUCGAUGUACUUAUAUGUAAAUGCAUAAUUUUAUUUUGCAUAAUGUUUCUUUUAUAUAUGUGCACAUACUGAGUAUGAUGGUGCAAUAUGACUUGUUCCAAUUUUCAAUGAUAUGGCUAGGAUUUUUAAACACAUGUAGUUCUUCUGCUUGUUUGUUUAAAUAACAGUUGAUGUGGAAUUGAAUGAAUUCAUAUUUUCUUCCGAUAUAUCAGUUUUAUGCCUUUGCAUAAUCUGUGCUCAUUUUCCCUUGAUUGAAAUUUUUAGGUGCUUCCAUUGUUCCAGAUAGAUUUUGUAUUGGUAGUAAAUAGACAGGGUAGAUUUUAUAUUUUGUAAAAUAUAGACAGAUUGAAAUCGAUAUACAAUGAAUAUUCUAGGAAUACCCUUUGCUGUCAAAUUUACAUAAUAUAUUAUACUGGGACUUGUAUUUUAAGUUCUUCACAAAAUUUUGUCCCAACAAAAGAAAUGUUUACAUUCCAGGAAGAUUAACCCUGACAACCCCAGUAACCUGAUCUUACUCUAGGUACACUCGCUAAUAUCUGUUAUGUUCUUCUCAUAAAACACAUAGUAUUGAAUAUGACCUAUUUUUGAAAUACUGAGUAAUCUGAUAUAUUUUUGAAAUACCCAGCAAUCUGACCUAUUUUUGAUACACUUUCAUCAUUAUCUGAUGAUGCACACUGAUCCUUUGUCAGAAAAGAAAUUAUGGUUAUAAAAUUAUAAUUUUGACUUAAAAGAUCAUGAAAUCCAUAGUGAUGGUGCAUACAUUAUAUUCUCCACUAAUGAGAGUUGAAUUUGAUAAGUAUUGGUACCAAGAUGAAACUGUUCCACCAUGAAUAUAGGCAGUAAACAGGAUCAUUUGGGUUUGGAUUGUUUUAUUGUGAACUGCCCAUAGCUGUUCUCUGUAAAUACAUUGUGGUGACUGGUAUCACAUCAGAUAUAUACAUCUUUACAUACAUAUAUAUAGACAGGCAAUGUUUACCGGUGUACAUUAUGAAUCCUUUAAGUUCACUCCACAGUUUUUUAUGUGGGUAAAUACUUAUUCAGUAUCAUCUGAAGCCAACUAUCCAGGGAAUGGAUGACGCCACUUAAAAUCUUCAAAUUUUGAUCUUUGUUUUACAUUGCAUGGAUUGCUUUACAAAAUGAUAGACCUUCAACUAAGGGUAGGCUGGUCCUCCUUAUCAGCUGUUCAUGCUGUCUUCAAAUAUCAUCACAAUGCACUGCUAGCAUUUCAAGUAAGAAAGAGUAUGUGUACCGAGAGAGAGAGAGAGAGCAGAGUUUUACUUUCUUCACAUUUCCUUCAUAUUAUUCCUAUUGAGAUAUAUAUACAUGUAUAUUGUUCCUAUUGAGAUAUAUACAUGUAUAUUGUUUGAUUUAUCAUUCAUAUCACAAUGAAGUUAUAAAAACAGAAUGCGUGCCGAUUCCGUACAUUUCACAUUAAUUUUUGUUGGUGCUAUUGACAAGUAUUCUGUUUAGUAGUGGUUUUCCUGAUCUUGCCUUUGCUGGUAUUUUUAUAUGUAGAGAACACGGCAUUAUGUACAUAUAUUUGUAGUGAAAUUUUUGAUUGUGAAUGGUUGUAUGAUUGUAUAUAACAUAGGGCUACAAUGGUCAUCAAGCUUCCAUUAAUUGACAAAGUAAACGACAUCGUUAAGCAUGUGACUGCAAACAAAGUAAGGCAUCCUCUGAAGUUUAUUGAGCGUUAGAUUGCUACAAUGUUCCGAGCAGCAGUACAAAUAUUUGUUGGUGUUUGUGUAGAAAAAUGUCUCGGAUGCAAUCAAUGAAAGAGACCCUUGAAUUGGUUAAAGCUUAUGAAAUAAACAGAAGACUGAACUCUUAGCAGAAGCAAUGCAAUACAUGCAAUUUACAUGUAUAUUAGGAAAUAUAUUAUUUUCAUUGCAAAUGUUUAAGCUAUAUCAGUUCUUGUCAAACCAAGUCUUAUGUAGUGCAUUCGUAGAACAACAUUUAUAUUCCCCGCACAGCUAAGACUAAAUCAAUGUGUCGUAUUUUGGGUAAUUUUUGAUUUCGUUCCGUAUCCAAAAAUUGACACUAUAAAUGGCUGAUCUCUGAGAAAUUUUCAUGAUGGUAGAAUUUAAACACUUAGCAGAAAUAUAACUUUAACAUUAAUUAUUGGAUGAAAGUAAUGGACUAACUGUACAGCUUUAGAGAAUAUCGGGUUGUGAAAGUAAUGGACUAUCUGUACAGCUUUAGAGAAUAUCGGGUUGUGAAAGUAAUGGACUAUCUGUACAGCUUUAGAGAAUAUCGGGUUGUGAAAGUAAUGGACUAACUGUACAGCUUUAGAGAAUAUCGGGUUGUGAAAGUAAUGGACUAUCUGUACAGCUUUAGAGAAUAUCGGGUUGUGAAAGUAAUGGACUAUCUGUACAGCUUUAGAGAAUAUCGGGUUGUGAAAGUAAUGGACUAUCUGUACAGCUUUAGAGAAUAUCGGGUUGUGAAAGUAAUGGACUAUCUGUACAGCUUUAGAGAAUAUCGGGUUGUGAAAGUAAUGGACUAUCUGUACAGCUUUAGAGAAUAUCGGGUUGUGAUUUGAUUUGUUGGUCUUUGCUUGACUGCUGUAUCAUCAUUCCACUUUGUGAUAUAUUGGUUGUUAUCAGUAGAAUUCUUUGUAUUUUGUUAAUUGUAUGUGUUAUAGCUUGAAUUUAAAAGAGGAACCCUUUAUAGGGCUAGUUAUCUCUCCAGCAUUCUAUGUAUUAAUGGAAAUUAUUUCUUGAUUCAUAUCAGAUUAAGUGUUGAUUGAUAAAAACCAUACUUCUUGAAAUUGUACUUUAUAGACUUUGUUGUAGCAGUAAAUGUAUUGCAGGUGUACAUCUCGCAUUCAGUCACACUUUGGGUGUGAUGCAGUAAAGACAAGAUGUCUACAGUCAUUUAUUGCCCUAAUUCACUGUAAAACUGAGCUGUUGAGGACACUUGCGAGUGAAGAAAUUAAUUUUUCCAGGUACUUCUAAUACUUGUAUUUCUAGGCAUGUCUGAUACAGUGAAUAUUGUGUAUGUACCUGAAGGUAACAUUUGAUUAUUGUCACCUUAGAAAACCAUCGCCUACCCAUGCGCAUGUCAAACAUGAUUUGUUCAAUCCAAUUCGAAUAUUUUACAUGAAAGCAGAAUGAUAAACUUUUAAUUGUUGAUGACAGGACGGGAAAAAUCACACAGGUACAUAAAAAGCUGCAAAUCUGUUUAUUCUUGAUUAUGUCAUUUGUGAAAUCAAGCCUAUCAAAUGAUUUGGUGUAAAAUGUAAAAUGCAGGUGUUUUUAUUUUUUGUAGGUGUCCUUAAUAGUAAGAUAGUGCUAAGUUCUGAUUUUGGAAUGUAACAUUUUCAAUAUUUUAAAAGGCAUGGUUACCAUUGAUCUGUGCAACAUGUUUUGCAAUAGUUAUUAACAAUUUGUUAAUUCUACAUCAAUAAAUUUGUUUUUUGAAAA